Molecule: messenger RNA, 2811 nt
Organism: Rattus norvegicus (Norway rat)
Lineage: Eukaryota; Metazoa; Chordata; Mammalia; Rodentia; Muridae
Source: RefSeq, a predicted model, not a curated record
AGCCUCGGCCGGGAGGGGGCGGGCCCAGGGCGCCGGAGUCCGAGGAGUUGGAAAGGGUUCCUGUCCCUCACCACGACCUGCAUCCUUUUCCCGCCCCCUCGUCCCUCGCUAGCACGGGAGGACCUUUUCCUUAAGUGGAACUGAGGAAUGCCUAGAGUGGGGGACUCGGCGGGCGCCCACGUGACAGACAGCCCCCAGGGCGUCCUGGGUUUGCAGGGAAUAUGGGCAUGCUCAGGGCAGGGCUGUGCCCGGGCCUCACCGAGGAGAUCGUCCAGCUUCUGAGGGGCCGAAAGAUCAAAACAGUGGCAGACCUGGCAGCUGCUGACUUGGAGGAGGUAGCCCAGAAGUGUGGUCUGUCCUACAAGGCCCUGGUUGCCCUGAGGAGAGUGUUGCUGGCGCAGUUCUCGGCUUUCCCCUUAAAUGGUGCAGAUCUCUAUGAGGAACUGAAGACUUCCACUGCCAUCCUGUCCACCGGCAUCGGAAGCCUGGACAAACUACUUGAUGCUGGCCUCUAUACUGGGGAGCUGACUGAAAUUGUGGGUGGCCCAGGUAGUGGCAAAACUCAGGUGUGUCUCUGUGUGGCUGCAAAUGUGGCCCACAGCCUGCAACAGAAUGUACUGUAUGUGGAUUCCAAUGGAGGAAUGACAGCGUCCCGCCUCCUCCAGCUACUACAAGCUAGAACCCAAGAUGAGGAGAAACAGGCAAGUGCUCUCCAGAGGAUACAGGUGGUGCAUUCAUUUGACAUCUUCCAGAUGUUAGACAUGCUGCAGGACCUUAGGGGCACCAUGGCCCAGCAGGCGACAGCUUCUUCAGGCACUGUGAAGGUUGUGAUUGUGGAUUCUGUCACUGCAGUGGUCGCCCCACUUCUGGGAGGUCAGCAGAGGGAAGGCCUGGCCUUGAUGAUGCAGCUGGCCCGAGAGCUCAAGAUCCUGGCUCGGGACCUGGGUGUGGCAGUGGUGGUAACCAACCACUUGACUCGAGACAGGGACAGUAGAAGAUUCAAACCUGCCCUUGGACGCUCCUGGAGCUUUGUGCCCAGUACCCGGAUUCUCCUGGAAGUCUUUGAGGGAGCUGGAACACUAGGCCGCAGCCAACGCACAGUACGUCUGAUCAAGUCUCCCCGCCAGGUGAGCCAAACCAAGGGGAUGCCAGAGAUCUUGGGCCCUGGUGAGAGUGGUUUCCAUGCCCACAUGUAUCUCACUGAAGGAAUCUUUGAUGCAGAAACCCUGAAACAAAAGCCAACCACGUAGAUUGCUUAAUUCUGCCUACCCCUCUCCUAUCUCUUCUUCUAGCCAACGGGUCUGCAGGAGGUGAUAGACAUUGGGACAUUGGGGACUGAGGAGCAGAGCCCAGAAUUGCCUGGCAAACAGACGUGACACAGUUGACUGGGAAAGGGACAGUCUCAAGGCCCUCACAGCUUUCCUUCCCAGGCAGCUGCUGUCCGCUGCCACAUGAGACCCGGCAGUGCAGAUGUCUCAGGCUCAUCAGAAGACAAGCCUCAGUUCCCUUAGCUUCACUGUUUGGGAUCUCUGGAGCCAUUGGCCAGAGGUUGCUGCAGUAGGAGAGGCCUAGAAGUCCAUCGGGGUCUCAAGUUGCCUUUGGAUCCACUGAAUGUCUCCAGUGUGGGUUAAUGUCAACCUAGCUUGAGGCCUCACUGAAGAAGCACAGUACUACCUACAUGAAUAGCUUCGUGGUCCUGUGUGUCACCAUUGGCUCCUAAACCCAUCCCUCACACAGUAAUUGAGCAGGAAGCCUUUGCUCCCCCAUCCCCCAUUCAUUUUGGCCUCUGUUUUCCCAUCUGCAAGAUGGCACUUCCUUAGUCUGGGAGUUACUCAGUAGAAACAACCUCCAAAAUGUAAACCUCUUUAUGCUUGUCCUACUCUUAAAAUAUGUAAACAAGGAGGCCCUCUGAGCCCUGAAGCCACCUGAUUUCCCCCAAGGUUGUUUUUCAGUUUCUGCAGUGGGACUCCCAGAGAAUGAGAGUGCUUCCUUCCCUGCUUGCUGACUGGGUUUCACACACCUGCAUACCUCACCCUGAUAGGUGAGACCAUAGCUCGCUGCUGUCCCAGGGAUAUAAUUUAUCAGGGAGGAAGGAUAUGACCUGCUCCCAGUGAGCCAGACACUUGUUUCAUAUGCAUGGUGCCCUGUGGGGUGCUUCCUCAGUAUAGAGUAACCAGAGGUGCUGAACCAUGGCCUAACCCAUAAACAGACACAGGAGAAUUUGCACAGUAAAUAGAGCCAGCUGGGAAAAUUGAUGCCGGCGUAAAUAAUACAUGGCAAAUCUAGUCUUUUAUACAGAAAUUCAUUGCUGGUGGCUCUAAGAUGUAGUAUAAUUACACCUCUCAUCCUGCCAGCUGUACCACAGCCUCGUGUCUUAGUGAAUAAAAUAACCCUCUGUCUGUUACCAACACUGUGGCCAUCCAUCUGAGAGUCAUAACUCUGGCUGAAAGGGGAGGAUGGGACCAGGGAAUGGAAAAUAAAAGGCAGGGAGAAAUGAUCUGGAUUGUUUAUGAAGCAAGAGUUUUUACAGGAAGGUCAUGCUUGGUUAGAGAGCCUGUUGUACAAUUACUCGUGUCUUAGCUGAAGGAAAGAGGAAACACAGUUACAAGACCUGAUAUUUAGGGCCAGUGGGAUGGCUCAGCAAAUAAAGAUGCUUGCCGCCAAGCCUGACACCCAAGUUCAAUCCCAGGGUCCUACAUAAGGGAAAGAGAGAUGUGACUCUUGUAAGUUGUCCUCCGACAGUCCAUAUAUACUAUGGCCUAUCUGUACCCCCUCCCACAUGAUAAUAAAAAAAUCUAAUAAAGAAGAAAA